This is a messenger RNA of Aspergillus wentii DTO 134E9, 1437 nucleotides long. Its product is annotated as glutathione S-transferase family protein. The transcript has 6 exons. Gene Ontology annotation, cellular component: cytoplasm. The coding region runs from base 1 to 1437 and encodes 478 amino acids. Lineage: Eukaryota; Fungi; Ascomycota; Eurotiomycetes; Eurotiales; Aspergillaceae. The record is from RefSeq and is a predicted model, not a curated record.
AUGAAAUUGGUCCCUGACCCGCCCGAUCUGGAUGCCUGGAGAGAGAAGCUUUUCAAUAUAGAUGAGGUGAUCACUCUAAGUGAGGAGCAAUUCCAAACCUACUUCCCUCAUAUCGACAACGUCUACUCCCAUCGCUCCACUCAACGCUACAAGCGCAAGCCUUUCGUCUCCCACUACUGGGACUGCAGACUCAAGGGCCGACCUCCAGGGACCCCCAAAUCCGAAGACCCAAACAAGAAGAAGCGCAAACGGACAGCCAGACAGAGAGACCUAUGCGACGUGAAAAUCAAGAUCACCGAAUACUUCCCGGGAUUUGGCGUGGUUCCUAGCAGCCCUCCAGAAUUCAUUAGUGGAAAUGGCGCAGAUUCUUUCCCUCCAACAUCGGAAUUACUACCUGGCGUGAAUACGUUGUUCAGUCACCCCAAUGGCGAUGAACAAGAUGGCUCUGGUAGGAGAGCCAGCCAGCCCUUUGGCGUGCUCACCCCGAAUCCCACGUUACCAGCCGGACAUCCAGGCGCAAAUGGAGAGCGGUAUUUUACAAUUCAACGUGUCAAUGGCAAUGGGGCCAACGGAAAGAGUGAUGGCGUGGGUGGUGGCCAUCGGCAUACACUGGAGGAAAGCGACCGGGUAAAGAAGAACAGUGUACAGCGACAUCUCUUGAAGGGAAUCAAAGAGAAAAAGAAGCCAGUCUCGGUAUCCAUGUCUGUUCAAGACCCAACACAGCAAAAAACGUACCAUACAAAAGCGACCGGGCUGGCUGCAACGACCGCCAUCAAUCACGCCAAGGAAAAUGAUCUGAAAUUAUAUGGAAGUUGCUUCUGCCCUUUUGUGCAGCGUGUAUGGAUAGCUUUGGAACGGAAAGGCAUCCCGUACCAGUACAUUGAGGUAGAUCCGUAUCAAAAACCCCAAUCGCUGCUGGAGGUGAACCCGCGAGGGCUUGUUCCGGCUUUGCGACACGGUAAUUGGGGUUGCUAUGAGAGUACCGUGCUGCUCGAAUAUCUCGAAGACUUGAACAUAGGUACACCACUCCUCCCUCCAGGAGAUCCGCAGCUGCGUGCUCAUUGCCGGAUAUGGACGGACCAUAUCAAUCGUCACAUCGUACCGACAUUUUAUCGUGUUCUUCAAGAGCAAGACCAGGAGAAACAAAUCUCGAAUGCGCAGGAACUUCGAGACAGCCUCAAUACGCUGGUCACUGCUGCCCAUGUCCAUGGUCCGUUUUUCUUGGGCUCAGAUAUUUCCUUCGUAGAUAUCCAAGCUGCGCCUUGGAUUGUUCGGCUCAGUCGAGUUCUGAAACCCUACCGUGGCUGGCCGGACCCUGAGGCAGGUAGCCGAUGGGCCGCUUGGGUUAACGCCCUUGAAACCAACGAACACGUCCGAGCAACGACCAGCACCGAUGAGCUCUACCUGGACAGCUAUGAACGAUAUGCCCGUAUGUAA